Messenger RNA from Brassicogethes aeneus, 1664 nucleotides. Lineage: Eukaryota; Metazoa; Arthropoda; Insecta; Coleoptera; Nitidulidae. The record is from the annotation of a GenBank genome assembly.
AAGCAAACAGUAUUAACCACGCAAAAUAAAAUGUCAAAGUGCAAAAAACUCUCAACUCUAAUUAGUUUUCUUGUUUUUAUCGAGUGUUCAAAAGCAGCGAACAUAUUGGGAUUUCUAAUACUUCCUUUCGUAAGUCAUCAUAUUUGCCUGUAUCCGAUUUUCAAAGAGCUGGCAUCAAAAGGACACAACGUCACCCUUAUUACUCCAUUAAUAAGCAACGAAACAUCCGCCAGCAACAUAAGAGAAGUCGACAUCGAAUUUAUUGGGGAUGUUUUUAAUCAGCUUCAGAAAGACGUGAUGAAAAAGACGUCGAUGGUUUACGGACUUUUUUAUUAUUAUGAUAUACUUAUCAACACUACAAGAGCUGUUCUGGAGAAAGACCAUGUUAGAAAAGUUUUCACAGAUACAGACUAUGAUUUGGUAGUUGUAGAAAAUAUAUCUCCUCUAGCGUUUGCUCCCGUUCUUCUUAAUAAAGCCCCAGUUAUAGGUAUAACAUCCUUUGAGGGCUUCCUAAACGCCCAGGAUGCAGUGGGUAACCCAGUUCACCCCAUAAUAAAUCCCCACUUUUUCUUGCACCAAGACAUAGAUUUAAACGAAGACCUUCCUUUUUUUUCAAGACUGAUCAGCACCAUAUUAAAUUUUACUUUGAGAGUGAUAUAUAAAUACUAUGCCAUACCAAGUUCUGAUACAAUUGCCAAGGACAUGUUUGGUGAUAAUUUGGAAUCUCUUGGAGAUAUUGAAAGGAAUUUAAGUUUAACUAUUUAUAGCAGUAAUCCUAUUGUUAACACUAUUAAAGCGAAUGUUCCUUCAGCGAUUGAAAUCAGUUUGACGCAUAUAAAGAGUCCAGAUAAACUACCAAAAGAUAUAAACACAUUUAUAGAUAACUCAAAACGUGGUGUUAUCUACUUUAGUUUAGGUACAAAUGAAUUCUGUACAGAACGAGUUAAAAAUAAGAUCCACAUCAUUAAAGAAGUUAUAAACAACUUACCAUAUGAUGUAAUCUGGAAGUGGGAUGAUGAUACACUUUACAAUAGUGAAAAUUUUCUGAUUAAAAAAUGGCUACCUCAACAAGACAUUCUUUCCCAUCCAAAAGUUAAAUUAUUUGUUACCCAAGGUGGUCUUCAGUCAGCUGAAGAAGGCAUUUACUAUGGUGUGCCCAUAGUGGGAAUACCCAUAAUGUAUGACCAAGAAACUAACGUUCGUAGAAUGGUACAAAUGGGCAUCGGAGAAAGGUUAAACCUGGAACAUUUGGGUGUAAAGAAUCUUACUGAUCUUAUCGUGAAAGUUGCAAACACCUCCCACUACCGAGAAAAAGUAAAUGAACUCAGUAAACUAAUUAAGGAUCAGCCGAUGACUGGAGUUGACAAAGCAGUGUGGUGGAUGGAAUACGUAAUAAGACACAAGGGAGCUUUGCAUCUCAGGGGCAAGACAAGGAAACUGCCAAUGUAUCAAUAUUAUCUACUCGAUGUUUUGUUUUUCAUCGCAGUUUUCUUGCUUGUUAUUUUGUUUGGAUUGUUUAAAUUUGUUCAGGUCUUGUUACGUUUAUUUAGACGUCUGAACAAUAUAAAACUUAAAAUUAAACAAAAUUAAGUUUGUAUUGUAUUUUAAUAAAACAUGUUACUAAUACUUUUUGAUUGCACAAUAUAAGCCAAAUUUUAAAAACU